AUGGCCGGCUCCAAUGCGACUCCGAUCUACCCUGCCGGCACUGUCGCUAAAGUGUCGACAGAUAUUCUCAACGAAACCUUCCACAACAUCAUCCAUGAUCUAGUCGCCAAAGUCCACCGGGAGGAGAAGGUGGCGCGGAUGCGCUCUGCGGUGGUGCUCGCCAGACAGAAGGCCGAAGAAGGAGCAUAUGUGCCCGACGAGUCGCCCAGCAAGUCCAUCGUCGAUGGCAAACCCAGAGAUAUGGUUAUCGAUCCGGCCAAACUAGCCAACACACACCUCGAGACCGACGCCGCAACCUUCGACCAUGGCAAAGUGUAUCUGAAGGGGAACCCGAUGCAAACAGUCAAAGAAAUCAUAUGCACCGAAUGCCGACUGCCCCGUCUCUCAUAUCCACCCGCUGGUGUAGGGUUCCGACCUGCCCCCGAUCCAAAUCGCAAGUACUGCGAGAACGGACCGAUGAUCAUACUACCAGGCCAUGACGUCCACGGGAAGCUCUUUGCGAUCAUGCCGAACCCCAAGAAAAAGAAGACAGAGAAGGACAGUACCAUUCCCGAAGUCCCAACGAGCAAGUGUCCCGUCUGCCCCCGAUACUUUGUCAUGAAUCGCGUGGCCCAGCAUUUGGACCGUUGCAUGAACAUAUCCGGUCGCGGAAGCAGCACGCGUAAUAAAACGCCGACAGACAGUGGCGCAAGUGGCGCCAACAGCCCGACAUCAUCCGCAAAGCGCGCCCAUACCGACGAGGACGAAGGCAGCCCCAGCCCAACCAAGAAGAAGAAGCCGAAUGUGUCAAAGAAGGCCUCCACCAACAAGCCUGGGCCUAGUAAGCUGAAGAACUCUUUCACGGUGGAGGAUAACGAGGAUGAUAUUAAGAGCGAGAAUGCGGAUGCGUGA
This is a messenger RNA of Penicillium odoratum, 891 nucleotides long. RefSeq lists its product as uncharacterized. The transcript has 2 exons. NCBI's taxonomy places the organism in Eukaryota, Fungi, Ascomycota, Eurotiomycetes, Eurotiales, Aspergillaceae. The coding region runs from base 1 to 891 and encodes 296 amino acids. The record is from RefSeq and is a predicted model, not a curated record.